Molecule: messenger RNA, 1176 nt
Organism: Trichosporon asahii var. asahii CBS 2479
Lineage: Eukaryota; Fungi; Basidiomycota; Tremellomycetes; Trichosporonales; Trichosporonaceae
Exons: 2
Coding region: 1-1176 (391 amino acids)
Biological process (GO): RNA processing
Molecular function (GO): ribonuclease III activity
Source: RefSeq, a predicted model, not a curated record
AUGGCUCAGAAACGCGGUGUUCACAACACUCUCGCCUCCAUGAUUUUGGGCGAGAUUCCCGCCUUCCCCCUACCUCCUCUGCCUCCCAUCACCGAUCCCGUUCUUUCGCGCACAGCUCUUACCCACCCGAGCCUGCACCAAAACCACCGCCGACCGUUUGACCUCGAAGGAGCCGACCGUCCAGAGGACUACGAAAAGCUUGAGCAUGUCGGAGACGCUCUGCUUGGUAGCGUCGUCACCCUCCUUCUGCAUGAUCUGCACCCUGACCUCGACCCUGGCGCUGCCACAUCGCUGCUCGUGUCGAACGAAACGCUGGCCGAGCUCUGCCAACGCUAUCACCUUCACGACAACUUUAUUGGUGCGCCAGCCGCACUCCCAACGAUCCGUGCGGCCGUCGGUACACGUGCGUGCCUGUUCGAAGCCUACAUUGCGGCUGUGUACUACGAUUUUCUGACCAGCGAGCGCCCGGGCCUGUACCCCUCCGGGUCUCAGUCCACUGCGCCAUCGAUCACGGGCGCGACAAUUGGGAGCGACGUCGGCGACGAUGGCGAUGCGGCCUUCGGCGACGAUGGCGCGGAAGAGCGUUCGCAAACCCCUACGCCUACGGAGCCACCUGAAACGCCCACAGGUCUGGAGGACCUUAGCAUUUCUGGGAACAAGACCCCUCCUGCACGCCCUGGAUCCGCCGCGCCAAGCGCGACAUCGAGCGCGGCGGUGCCAUCGGCCUACGUGCACGUCGCGAGUGAUGCGGAGCUUCCACCCCUCGUGCCGCGCUACAAGCGCACGCGCGGCAUGGCCGUCGACUAUCUCGAGUCGUGGCUCCGUCCUCUCUUCACGCCGGUCGCCGAAGUCGGCCUGCAGAGUAUGCGCGCCAAGUGGCGCGAGUACCAGGCUUCAGGUGCUGCGGAGGACGGGGACCUCGACGCGCGCGCCAUCGGUGCCCUCUCCGCACUGAACCAGUUCACGAACGCAAAGUGGGCUUGCAUGCCUCGCUACAAGGACGCCGGGGCCACGGAGAGUGGGGGAUGGAAGUUUGAGGGCGAAGUCACGAGUCCCGAGGGCAAGACAUACGCGGCAACGGCUGUCAGACCUAACAAGAAGUCAGCCCAAACCGUGCUUGCCUACAAGAUCGGUAAGGCCAUGCAGGCCGAUGGGCACAAUGUUGGUCUUGCGUGA